Messenger RNA from Camelus dromedarius (Arabian camel), 3473 nucleotides. It is a transcript of the gene ZIC5, whose product is annotated as Zic family member 5. The record is from RefSeq and is a predicted model, not a curated record. Lineage: Eukaryota; Metazoa; Chordata; Mammalia; Artiodactyla; Camelidae. The transcript is spliced from 2 exons. The coding region runs from base 36 to 1934 and encodes 632 amino acids. Gene Ontology annotation, cellular component: nucleus. Gene Ontology annotation, biological process: regulation of transcription by RNA polymerase II. Gene Ontology annotation, molecular function: DNA-binding transcription factor activity, RNA polymerase II-specific; RNA polymerase II cis-regulatory region sequence-specific DNA binding.
CAGUGAGGGUCUAUGGGUCUGAUUGUGUAGUUCUGAUGGAGCCCCCUUUGAGCAAGAGGAACCCGCCAGCGCUGAGAUUAGCGGAUUUGGCAACGGCUCAGGCCAGGCCAUUUCAGAAUAUGACAGGCUUCCCGGCGCUGGGCAGCCCGCCCGCCCACUCCCAACACCGCGCCACAACAGCGCACGUCCGCCCUCGGGACCUGGGCUCUGACCCCAGCGUGGCCAUCACUCCGCUCGGACCCGAGCACAUGGCCCAGGCGAGCGCGCUUGGCCUCAACCCUCACUCACAGGCGCUCCCCGCACAGCCCGAGGCCCCAGCGGCCGCCGCCCGCGCUGCAGCCUCGGUCGUGCACCCGGGCGCCAGCACCUACCCCGGCGGCGGGGGCAGCAGCAGCGUGCAGUCCUCCGCGCCCCCGCCCCCAGCCCCUCCUCUUCCUCCCUCUCUUUCACCCCCUCCCCCUUCUCCUCCUCCUGCCCUCUCGGGCUACACCACCACCAACAGUGGUGGCGGCGGCAGCAGCGGCAAAGGCCACAGCAGGGACUUCGUCCUCCGGAGGGACCUUUCCGCCACGGCCCCCGCGGUGGCCAUGCACGGGGCCCCGCUCGGAGGGGAGCAGCGGUCCGGCACCGGCUCCCCCCAGCUUUCGGCCCCGCCUCCCCACCCGGCCGGCAUGUUCAUCUCGGCCAGCGGCACCUACGCCGGCCCGGACGGCAGCGGCGGCGGGGGCCCGGCGCUCUUCCCCGCGCUGCACGACACGCCGGGAGGCCCCGGCGGCCACCCGCACCCGCUCAACGGCCAGAUGCGCCUGGGGCUGGCGGCAGCGGCGGCAGCCGCGGCGGCUGAGCUGUACGGCCGUGCCGAACCGCCCUUCGCGCCGCGCUCUGGGGAUGCGCACUACGGGGCGGUUGCGGCCGCUGCAGCCGCCGCCCUGCAUGGCUACGGAGCUGUGAACUUAAACCUGAACCUGGCGGCAGCGGCGGCUGCCGCGGCGGCGGCUGGACCGGGGCCCCACCUGCAACACCACGCGCCGCCCCCGGCGCCGCCACCGCCGCCGGCGACCGCGCAGCACCCGCAUCAGCACCACCCCCACCUCCCAGGGGCGGCCGGGGCCUUCCUGCGCUACAUGCGGCAGCCAAUCAAGCAGGAGCUCAUCUGCAAGUGGAUCGACCCCGACGAGCUGGCCGGGCCGCCGCCGCCGCCGCCACCGCCCCCGGCCGGCGGCGCCAAGCCCUGCUCUAAAACUUUCGGCACCAUGCACGAGCUGGUGAAUCACGUCACGGUAGAGCACGUGGGCGGCCCCGAGCAAAGCAGCCACGUCUGCUUUUGGGAGGAUUGUCCGCGCGAGGGCAAGCCCUUCAAGGCCAAAUACAAGCUCAUCAACCACAUCCGCGUGCACACCGGCGAGAAGCCCUUUCCCUGCCCCUUCCCGGGCUGUGGCAAGGUCUUCGCGCGCUCCGAGAACCUCAAGAUCCAUAAGCGCACUCAUACAGGGGAAAAGCCUUUCAAAUGUGAAUUUGAUGGCUGUGACAGGAAGUUUGCCAACAGCAGUGAUCGAAAGAAACAUUCCCACGUCCACACCAGCGACAAGCCCUACUACUGCAAGAUCCGAGGCUGUGACAAAUCCUACACCCACCCGAGCUCCCUGAGGAAGCACAUGAAGAUUCACUGCAAGUCCCCACCGCCUUCUCCAGGAGCCCUGGGUUACUCAUCAGUGGGGACUCCAGUGGGUGCCCCCUUGUCCCCUGUGCUGGACCCAACCAGGAGUCGCUCUAGCACUCUGUCCCCUCAGGUGACCAAUCUCAAUGAGUGGUACGUCUGCCAGGCCAGUGGGGCUCCCAGCCACCUCCACACCCCUUCCAGCAAUGGAACCACUUCUGAGUCUGAAGAUGAGGAGAUAUAUGGGAACUCUGAAGUUGUGCGGACGAUACAUUAGAAGUCAUCAGUAAUAAUAAUAAGUAAAAUAAUAAGUGGGAGCCCUUGGACCAUAUCCUAACCUGAGACAAUGCCGAGCCUGAGACAAACCCAUGACUCAGACUUGCCACCGGGUCUAAUUAGCCCUAUUUAUUCGGUAUGAAACCCUAUGGUGUUUGUACAUUUAAUUAAUUUAAUUAAGAUAUUUGGGCUUUUUUUUUUUUUUUUCUUAGAAAACAAACAAACACAAACCCAACCAAGCUGGACUUGUAUGUUGCAGGGGGACAGGCCUGGGAGCAAACUGUACCAGGGAAAAUGAAAGGAGGGAUCAGUUAAUCGAGAUACACACUGCCAAUGCAAUAUAUAUGGUUUUUAAAAGGGUGAGAGAAAGAGCAUGAAGUCAGAACUCCACACAGCAACAAGGCCCUCUGCAUUUCCUGGAGUGCCUCAUGAAUGCCUUUGACACCAUAAUGCGCUUCUCUGGAGUCUCUGCCUCCUGCUUGGGCCCUAAUUCUGCAAAGCCCUCUUGAUUGUAAACCACACACUUGCUGCAUUGCCCACAGAUCUUGGACUAUACCUGUGUCCAAAAAUAUUUGUAAAAAACCCUUUAAGUUCUAAUACUUAUAAUUUUUGAUUUCUACUCUUAUUACUGAUCUCACCGUAACACUAUUUUUAUACAGGAUUAUUUCUUCAGUACCCUGCUUGUAUGAUUUAACAAAGGAAAAAAAAAAGAUGCAGCAACCUUAGUUCAUCUCCAUAUAUUGUGCUACUGUGAUUGUUCAAGCUAAGUGGAGAGAAGAAAAAGCUGCUGUAAUAGACAACUGUGAAACUGUGAUAUUUGAUAAAAUAGAAGAAAUUCAAGUGCUCUCUUUCUCCUCUUUUUUUUUAAACUGAAAUCUCAGAUGCUGCCUCUUUACUCUGUCCAAACUUCUUGUGUAAUAAAGAGAUUAUGUUUUAGAGCAUAAGUUCUUUGGGAUGCCAAAAUUAACAGGUAAGUGUAAGGAGGUGUGAUGUUGGCAACAUGCCUACUUUUUGGGAACGCUGUUUUAAAAAGAGGCCAACCCCUCUUUUAUACUCUUGUAUCAAUCUUUUAAAAAGUCCUUAUUUUUCAAUACCUGAAAUUGCAUUUUGAUGCGUUUUCUUCCACCUGAGCACGCAUAACUAUCCCAUUUGAAAAUGAAAGUAUGAUUUACAUUAAAAGAGGGGAGGGAGUUGCUAUACAUAUUAAAAUUUUUUAAAGGUUUAUAGUUACCACCAAACACUGAUGAAUGUGUGACCUUUGCCAGAGCUGUCAAGCUAGUAUAAGAAAGGUCAAGGACCUAGGACAAUAACUCUUAGUCAAUUUAUUUUCAGUUGGUACAACACAUCUUGUGUGCAAAACAUAGUCCAUCAUAAACAUCAUACAAAUAUACUAAAGAGCACUAAUUUAUCCUCAGAGACCCUGAAGACACCCCCUCCCCAGGGUUUGUAGAAAUUUGUGUGCUGUGAGUGGUUGAUGUAGUCUUGUCAUUGUUAAUAACUUGUAUGUGAACACUAUUAUUUGUACAGUUGAAUUAAUUUA